This is a messenger RNA of Rhagoletis pomonella (apple maggot), 1410 nucleotides long. RefSeq lists its product as uncharacterized. Gene Ontology annotation, biological process: DNA integration. Gene Ontology annotation, molecular function: nucleic acid binding. NCBI's taxonomy places the organism in Eukaryota, Metazoa, Arthropoda, Insecta, Diptera, Tephritidae. Bases 1 to 1410 code for a protein of 469 amino acids. The record is from RefSeq and is a predicted model, not a curated record. The transcript has a single exon.
AUGGCAUACCAAUAUGAUAUAAGGUAUAAACCAACAUCACAGCACGGGAACGCCGACGCCCUUUCACGACUACCAUACGCAGCUGAUCCUGAGUUUGACAAAACCGAAGCAUGUUUGAAUGUGGAUCACUUUGAAACACCCGUAAACCCCAGCUUAAUAUUGAAGCAUCUUGAAACAGAUGACACUCUUAAGAAAGUUCGCAGCUUCAUACGUGUUGGUUGGCCAAAGCACCUAUCAACCACCAAUUCGCACAUUUUACCGUUUUUCAAUAAAAAAAUUUCUUUAACUGUUAAUAAUGAUAUUAUAUAUUUGCAGGGCCAAGCAAACCGAGUUGUCAUUCCGCUGUCCUUACGUAAACGUAUCUUGCAGCUCCUGCAUGACGGCCAUUGGGGCGUGGUGAAAAUGAAGCAGCUUGCUCGCAGCCACUGCUGGUGGCCGGGUAUCGACAAAAGCAUCGAGAACCUCGCUAAAGACUGCAAAAUCUGCAAAACGAACUCAUCUAAUCCUGCUUGCGAAUUCAGCAACUGGCCGGAGGCCGCACGACCAUGGGAGCGUGUGCACAUUGACUUCGCGGGCCCUGUAUUUAAUCAUAUGUGGCUAGUAUGUGUAGAUGCAUACUCGCAAUAUCCCUAUGUGACACAGCUGAAAACAACGACGACGACAGAUACCCUUAUGGCUCUAUCCGCCAUAUUCGCUAUUGAAGGGCUUCCCGAGACGCUGGUCAGUGACAAUGGGCCGCAACUGACAGCCGACCUCUUCAAACAAUUUUGCGCUAAAAAUGGAAUAAAACAUGUCACAUCAGCACCUUUUCACCCGGCAUCAAACGGAUUAGCUGAACGCUUUGUUCGCACUUUCAAAACGGCAAUGGUCAAGAAUUUGCAAGAUGGCUUGUCGAUUCCAGCUGCUUUGAUAAAAUAUCUUUCGACGUAUCGUUCAAUGCCCAACGCUGAAGGUAAGACACCUGCACAACUAUUACAUGGUCGCGCCGUUCGCACGUUGCUAUCGCAAGCACUGCCAAUCACUCAGAGUACACCGAACAACAAGGCCAACGCAAAAUUUAAACCCUCGCAACUGGUUUACAUGCGGAAUUAUGCUCGCGGCCCUAAGUGGAUAAAAGGUUGCAUCGACAGAGUUCUGGGCAAAAUGACGUACAUCGUACAUUCCCCGAUGGGCUAUCAAAAACGACACCAAAACCAACUCAAGGAAAGAAACGAAGAUCGUCCCACAGCGCAACCUUUUUUCGACGCCACUGUACAUAAACAUUCGUCUUGCGCUGUUAAUCCCGCUGAGCGUAACAUUACGGAGCAGAGCACCUCUCUUCAUGAAUCGCCUGCAGCUGAACCACUUCGCAGAAGUGAGCGCAACCGAAAUCCGGUUGAUCGUUUUAUGGUUGAGGAUUUUCAAAAAUAG